UGGUGUGAGGUGUGCGCUGCUCCAUGUUCAUGCCGGUGCUGUGAUUCGAGUGAAUGCCGUCAAUAUCAAGCCUUGAAAAUAAAAUCUUAUUUAUUUUUCUACCAAAGUAUAAAAUGACAGUUUUAAGUCAAAAUUCCAUCGUUCAUUACUGAUUUUAAAAUUGAAAAGUUGUGCAAAUAAUGCGAUUAGUAUUGAGAUUAUUUUGAAGGUAACUGUGAAAAGAAGGCAAAACAAUAUAUUAGAUCGGCAAUAGGGACAUUUAAGCCUAACACUCGUUAACUUUAGGGGAAUAAGUGAUGCUGAGGCUAUAAACUUCAGUCUUCGUUGAUCAAUUAUUUGAUCCCUAAAACUUAUAUUCAGCUUCAAUUUCAUCUAACCAAAGAAUUUCAACGCAAGCAACAGCACCAGGGUUUCACUAGGAACUGACACGAGGCAACCGACCAUCAAACAUGCGGUUACUGGUGUGUGUGCUGGCGCUGCUAGCGUACGAAUGUUUCGGAAUGUCCAAUCAUUCGAAAUUGCGGCGAUCAUUCGACAUGUCACGACGUCAUCGUCAACUCUUCGUCACCCUUCCCCCGUCGCUGUUGCCUCGGUCAGCACGAACGUCAGCUGAGGCAAUGCCAUCCACUGUCUUCUUGAGCUCAUCCUCAGGGCCCACGGAACCGGCGGUUACUGGAAAAUACGUUCCGGUUGUAGGGCAAACCAGCGUCACGAUGCAAGAAACGACGACUGGUCAGUUCGCAUCGGUCUCCUCCGCGAUGACCAGUACAACAGCAGGACUGCAGUCGUCCACUCAGGACAUAUCUGGGACCAACCUAGACUCGACGUCAACUGACGCAACCAUGGCAGAGACGCUCCCCAUGUUCGACGAUGGUGAUCGCCGGACUGAUCAGUCGCAAGAAUUCAAGAAGAAAAUCUGGAAGGAUCCUUCGGAUUUCAAGAAAACCAGAGACCAGGCAGUUGAGCACCGGAGGUCAAGCCCGGUCACCGAGUCAUCAACGUCGCUGUUCUCGUCCACGUAUUCCAUUUUGACCACUGCCAGCGAUACGAUGACAAGCCCUCUUGGACCAGCAUCUGAGAUCGGAAGUAACUCAAUUCUUGAUAAGAAGAAAGAAGUUAAAAACAAUCAUAAAAACGAAACCGAUCGUUCAGCCUUGAUCAGGCUGCCAUCAAGGGAUGGUCAGGUUAUUUUCCUUGCUGAUGAUCCUGAGGCCGCUGCAAAGAUCCCAGGCUUGCUAACGAAGCUUCAUGGUCAGCAAAUCUCGACAUCAGCGGACAUUUACCUCACAGGCACCGCCUCGACCUCAACGUCAAAUUUCCCAUCCAUCCGUGACGUGACCGCCGCUGACGUGGCCUUCCCUACAGCUGAUUUUCCUACGACCCUUGACGACGUCAGGACUGGUCUUGGCCGUACCGUGCACAUGCCUGGGCACGUUGCCUCGGCCGUACUUCAGGGCAGGGAAGAUAAACUCAACAAUGAGAUAGGCAGCGCCAGGUAUCAUGCCGGGCAACCGUACCGCUCAUCCUUCCCUAACCGUAAACCCUACCGGUCUCCUGGAAACUCGGAAGUCAGAAAAGAAGCGCUCGAUUUCCCGCCAUCGCCGUUUUCUCGGACGAGAAGCGACGGAGCGAUCGCUCGUCCUGCUCUCAACAUGACAAGAGUCACGCACAUCGAGGCGGAGUGUCAGGACGACUACAUGCGCAUCCACACGCAAUUCAACGGAUCCUUCACUGGGCUCAUCUACAGCGCAGGGUACGCGUACGACCGCGAGUGCAUAUACGUGAACGGAUCGGGCCGCCAUCUGUACGACUUCCACAUCCAACUGAACCGAUGCGGUACACUCGGAGGCAACGAGCGGGGCGACCUAGACGUCCGCGGCCGCCCCACGCAGAAAAACAUGAUGUGGAACACGCUGACGGUACAAUACAACCCCCUCAUUGAGGAAGAGUGGGACGAGCACUUCAAGGUGACGUGCGAGUACGGCUACGACUUCUGGAAGACUGUCACCUUCCCCUUUCUAGACGUCGAGGUGCAGACGGGUAACCCUGUAGUAUUUACCCUGACUCCUCCCGAGUGUCACAUGGAGAUCCGUUACGGCUACGGCACUACGGGUAACCGCAUCACGGGCCCUGUGAGGGUUGGGGACCCGCUAACCCUCGUCAUCUACAUGCGCUCCGAGCUGGACGGAUUUGACAUCGUCGUGAGUGACUGUUUCGCGCACAAUGGCGGCCACAAGAGGAUCAGCUUGAUAGAUCACUACGGUUGUCCGGUAGAUGAGAAGCUCAUCAGCCACUUCGAAGGCACGCGUUCGGACGAUGGUCACUUCGAGACUCAAGUGUAUGCCUUCAUGAAGACUUUCCGCUUCACGGGCUCCCCCGCCCUAUACAUCGAGUGCGACGUCCGCAUGUGCCACGGAGAGUGUCCGCCGCAGCCGUGCCACUGGAAGCGCAACAGCCGCGACCGACGCUCCGUGUCGUCGUCUUCUGACGCGCCUUCGUCAGGCAACGUCUCCGAGUCCCUGAACCUGUUCCAGGCCCUGCACGUCUUGAGGGACGACGAGCCUGCCGCCGGCCUCCCUCUUCUUAACCAGCUGGAAGGUUCGGUGUGCCUAAAAAACGGAACCUUUUCUGCGGCUGCAGGCGCAGUGACGGUGUUGCUGGGUCUGUUGACGGCAGCAUGUCUGGUGCUGUGCCUGCGGGCGCGUCGUGUCAAGAACCUGCAGCAGAUACCCCAGCACCCGUGCGUCGUGCCCGCCUACAAGAGCGACUUUGUGCCCCCCAGCAAGAGGCGGCUCCAGUGA
Hyalella azteca is the source of this 2801-nucleotide messenger RNA. RefSeq lists its product as uncharacterized. The transcript is spliced from 12 exons. Lineage: Eukaryota; Metazoa; Arthropoda; Malacostraca; Amphipoda; Hyalellidae. Bases 450 to 2801 code for a protein of 783 amino acids. The record is from RefSeq and is a predicted model, not a curated record.